Striga asiatica is the source of this 474-nucleotide messenger RNA. NCBI's taxonomy places the organism in Eukaryota, Viridiplantae, Streptophyta, Magnoliopsida, Lamiales, Orobanchaceae. The record is from the annotation of a GenBank genome assembly.
AUGAAUACCUUCAUCCCCAAGCUCACCGUCCUCCUAACCCUUCUCCUCCUCCUACACUCCGCCGCCACACCAGAAAACCCCUCCAACACCACCACCACCACCACCUACGGGUCGUGGCUAAGGGAAAUAACAAUCAAGAAUCCCCGACGGACGGGCUGCCGCCGGAGGCCGUGGAUGUGCCGCCAGGAUGGCACCCCAAGUGUCCGGCGGUGCUGCUGCCAGAACCGCUGCGUGGAUGUGAAUUCCGACCCCAACAACUGCAGCCUUUGUGGGAUCCGCUGCCCCUUCACGUGGCAGUGCUGCAGGGGAUUAUGCUCCAACACUAACCUCAGCCCAUUCAACUGCGAGGGAUGCCGCCGGAGGUGCUUUUUCUCGAGGUUUUGCUUUUACGGGAUGUGUGGGUACGCCCAGCGACUGCCGCCAUUUCCGUUCCCGCCGAGGCCAAGGCCACCACACUACUUAAUGUUUUGGUGA